Molecule: messenger RNA, 4422 nt
Organism: Poecilia reticulata (guppy)
Lineage: Eukaryota; Metazoa; Chordata; Actinopteri; Cyprinodontiformes; Poeciliidae
Gene: cbl
Product: Cbl proto-oncogene
Biological process (GO): cell surface receptor signaling pathway; negative regulation of epidermal growth factor-activated receptor activity
Cellular component (GO): membrane raft; plasma membrane
Molecular function (GO): ubiquitin protein ligase activity; calcium ion binding; phosphotyrosine residue binding
Source: RefSeq, a predicted model, not a curated record
AAGGCGUGGAAAUAAAGGUAGGUGGGGGUGUAGCACGGAAGAGGUACAUACAGGAAAGAAAAAAAAGAAAUGGCUGCACAUACACGUCACUGGGGGAAGCUGAACACACUGGGCAAUGUUUAAUUCGCACAAUUAUUUAUUCACCCCUGUUCCCGUUUAUGACCACGGAGCCAUCACAGCUCGAAGUGCGACUUCCUCUUUGUGCUCGGUGUGAGGCGUAUGUCGUCACCCUCACCGCCCGCAGGGGAGCGCUGACACUGUCACACCGCCGCUGAACUUCCCGUCAAGACGCGGCACGGGCGAAAAGAGCUGCUGUUGAGAGAAAAAGGGGAACGACAGCGGGACUUGUCAAGAAGAGAGGACACACUUAAGUCCUCAAGGCGUCUGGUCACAGAAAGGGUGCUAUUGUCCUCCAGCCGAUGGCGAGCAGAGGCGGUUCUGCUAAUUAGCCUGCGUUGGUCCCUGCAGAAAGGGAUAGAGCUGCUAGCUGCAACAGCAGGGUUUAAGGGGGCCGUUGUACACAUUUCCUCCACAGUCUGGACAUUUCUUCUGUGACUGGUCUUAUUUCUAAUGAUGGGGUCCUUCAGCGGAUAGUACCCUCCCACCCUUCCGUUUAACCCCACCGUCGCACCCUGGCUCGGAUUCGCCCCUCGGGCGCUGUCCUCGCAGGGGGGUAACGGGUUCACCAUCGCCCGGUAGAGCUAACUACAGGCGGCGGUUUGGUCUUCGUGACCCUUGGCCGCCUUGCCUCGUCUCUCUGCCCCUCUGUCCCUAACCGAGUCGGAACAUGGCAGGGAACCUGAAGAAAGGUGGGGGGAUCAUCGGAAUGAUGAAGGAUGCCUUCCAGCCACACCAUCACCACCUCCACUCCCAUCACCAGCCCGGGGCCGUCGACAAGAAAACUGUGGAGAAAUGCUGGAAGCUGAUGGACAAGGUGGUGCGGCUGUGCCAAAACCCCAAACUGGCUCUGAAGAACAGCCCCCCUUACAUCCUCGACCUGCUGCCAGACACCUACCAGCACCUGCGCACCAUCCUGUCUCGCUACGAGGGCAAGAUGGAGACUCUGGGAGACAACGAGUACUUCCGGGUCUUCAUGGAGAACCUGACCAAGAAGACCAAGCAGACCAUCAGCUUGUUCAAGGAAGGCAAGGAGCGCAUGUACGAGGAGAAUUCGCAGCCCAGACGAAACCUCACCAAGCUGUCGUUGAUCUUCAGUCACAUGCUGGCUGAGCUGAAAGCCAUCUUCCCCAAUGGCCUGUUUCAAGGUGUCAGCUUUCGCAUAACCAAAGCUGAUGCUGCAGAGUUCUGGACCCGCGCCUUCGGAGACAAAACCAUUGUGCCUUGGAAGGUGUUCCGUCAGUCUCUCCAUGAGUUUCAUAACAUCAGCUCUGGUCUGGAGGCCAUGGCUCUCAAGUCCACCAUAGAUCUUACCUGCAACGAUUAUAUCUCAGUGUUUGAGUUCGAUAUCUUCACUCGGCUAUUCCAGCCUUGGUCAUCCCUGCUGCGAAACUGGAACAGCUUGGCUGUUACUCACCCAGGGUACAUGGCCUUCCUCACAUACGAUGAGGUCAAAGCUCGGCUGCAGAAAUUCAUCCACAAGCCUGGCAGUUAUAUCUUCCGUCUGAGUUGCACUCGACUGGGCCAGUGGGCCAUCGGUUACGUGACAGCCGAUGGGAAUAUUCUCCAAACCAUUCCCCAUAACAAGCCCCUCUUCCAGGCCCUCAUUGAUGGUUUCAGAGAAGGCUUCUAUUUAUUCCCCGAUGGCCGGACUCAGAACCCCGACCUGAUGGGUCUGUGUGAGCCUUCACCUCAAGACCACAUUAAAGUCACACAGGAGCAAUAUGAGCUGUACUGUGAGAUGGGCUCCACUUUCCAGCUCUGUAAAAUCUGCGCAGAGAAUGACAAAGAUGUGAAGAUCGAGCCCUGUGGCCAUCUGAUGUGCACCUCCUGUCUCACCGCCUGGCAGGAGUCGGAGGGUCAGGGAACGGGAUGCCCCUUCUGCCGGUGUGAGAUUAAAGGUACAGAGCCGAUUGUUGUAGAUCCUUUUGACCCCAAGGACAACAGCGGGGGCUCAAGUCGGGCCGCCAUGGGAGCCGAGGGAGCUCCAUCGCCAAGCUACGAUGAUGACGAUGACGACAGACUUGAAGACCCCCACCUGGUGAUGAGCAAACUUGCUGGCACAAAGGUGGACCGCCCCCCAUCACCCAUGUCCAUGCCCCCUCAGUCAUCUCUUCCCCCAGUGCCUCCCAGACUUGACUUGUUACCACACAGACCUCCAAACCCCCCUGGUGCCUCCAGUCCAGGGGCCACCAGUAAGGCAGCAACACAUCACAAAGACAAGCCUCUUCCACUUCCCCCUGCACUGCGGGAUCUCCCCCCACCCCCUCCUCCAGAUAGACCCCACGCAGGCGGGGCGGCUCCAGAAGCUCGGCAUCCAAGACGGCCCCUACCCUGCACUCCAGGGGAGCCCCUGCGAGAUAAGCUCCCUCCCACUCCCCCAAACCGUCCUAUGGCUGACUGGAACUCCAGACCCGUUCCCAAAGCUCCCACCCCAUCUUCUUCAUCGUCUUCACCAUCCUCCUCAUCCACUCACGUGCCCAGCCUGGGGGGCGACCUCAGAGCAGGUGUCAGGGAGCUCUCCAACAGACACUCCCUCCCCUUGGCGCUGCCCUCUGUGCUGGACAACCGCGCCGACUCUCAGAAGAACAACAGCUCCCUCAGUCUGGACCAGCAGCUGAGUUUUUCUGCAAUAGUUUCUCAAGAUUACGACAACCCCAAAGUGAAACCAUCAGCCUCGGCCAAUGCCAUCUACGCACUGGCAAACAGACCGUCUCAAGGUUUGAGGCAAGUGCCCGGAGAGGAUGGGUGUGACAGCGAGGAAGACUCUGAGUACAUGAUCCCAUCAUCUCGCCCCAUUGCCGUCCCAUCAGUACCAGACACCCUACAAGUCCAAAGGCCCCCACAGCCUCUGACACAAACUCAAGCCCCUGCAGUCAACUCACGGCUCACGCUAGGUGAAGAGGACGGGCCGAUAUCGCAUGAAGCCAUGUACAGCGUCCAGCCGAGGUCACAGCAAGCCAGAGAUUCAGAUUACUCAGAGCUGCCUCCCCUGCCGGUCACCAACGGGCCCAGAGACCACGCAGCGGAGGACAGAGAGGAAGAGGAAGAGGAUAACGGCUACGACUUCCCAAAGCCCCGGCUACCACAGCCCCCUGCUCGGCGGACCUUUUCAGAAAUGGGGGGGUCUCUGUCUUCAUCUUCAUCCUCCUCAUCGUCAUGCUCCUCCUCCGUGGCAGCCUUUAGCCGCCUUUCCCUAGAUUCAGAUUUUGGAGCUGCGGCAUCUGCUUUAGAGCUAGCCGAAGCACCGGAGAGACCUCCGAAGCCGCUUCCCAGACGGAUCAACUCGGAGCGCCGCCACAGCCCCGUCCCGCCUGUGCCCGCUCCGCCCGGCGGCGGCGCAGCGGGCGGGGAGGCCAACCCCCUGAUCAACAGCGAGAUCGAGCACCUCAUGAGUCAGGGCUACUCCUACCAGGACAUCCAGAAAGCUCUGAUGAUUGCACAGAACAAUAUAGAAAUGGCCAGGAACAUCCUGCGUGAGUUCGUCUCUGUUCCCUCCACCGCCCACAUUUUCACAUAGCAGAUUGUGGCGCCCACGAAUCGCGGUUUGCUCUCUUUGCCCUAGCUUGGCUCAGCCUGGUUUGGUUUUGGUCGGCGCAGACCCGACCAGAAAAGCCUACUGCCUCCAGGACUACGUAAAGUGCUGCCUGACACCCUACAUACCCCCCCACCCCCCUCCCACCAAGCCCUCUUGUGGUUUCUGACCUGGCUGUUACUCAGCAAGCUCACAGUAUCUGCAGGAAUCUGCGCCAGGCACUCCAUGCGCUUUCAAAAGUGUCAUGCUCUUUUUUUUCUUUCUUUUUUCUCUUUGAGUGUUUGGUUUCAGGAGCAUCUCCUCAGGACCGCCCAAACGCGGCGACCCGAGACUUUCAUAGGAAUCUGCCGAAGACAGACUCUCAUCUUUCUUGUUGAAGCCUCUCGCUGAAAAUAUAAUCAACACCUCACAAGGAAAACUAAGUGUAUGUCUAUAUGAGAAUUUAAUAUAUAAGUAAGUAUAUAUUAAGUGUGUGUAAUAUAUACAGUACGUGCAUAAAUAAUAUGUGAAAAUGGUUCAGUUUGGAGGGUUGCUCUUGGUACCACUGCAGGGGUAGCGGGGAGGCGACGGGGGGGGACAGGAGUCGGAUUACGGGAAGGCAGGAAGGAAGAGGAAGGACGAAUCGGGCGUCUUCCUCACCAGGAUGCGUUAGUCAGCAGAACCUUGGAAACGUGCAGCAGAGCUUUUCAUCUUGACUUUAGUCGGAUACGGCCUUUAAUUAAUGUUGCUUUGGUACUUUUUUUUAUUAUUUUUUUUAAACAAAAAAAAAA